ACUCUCUUCCGAAUGAGUGGGGGCCUUUUUAAAAACCGAAUGCUCCUUGGCAUUAUUAACUCUUCAGGGUAGAUACCUGGGAGCAAAAAUCUGCAAUCUGUUUUAACAAAGGAGCUGGACCCGUGAUGCAGAUCUAUUUGUAACCAUUCUCUAAGAUGCCAAGUAAGGGUAUUUUUUAGCCCUUUAACCAGAGAAGCCAGGAACUGAAUUCUGUUCUGUUUGCAUGCAAAGCAUACAUCACUAUGUGGUCUCCUAUUUCUGUAGGUCAUGUGGACUUGCUUGGGAAUCAAAGCUAGGAUUUCAUUGGUUCACCAAGGUUGUAAUCCCAAACAUUUACCAGAAAGUAAAUUCUACUGAAUUUAGUGGGAUUUACUCAAUUAACUAUGUUUAGUAUUAGACUAAAUGGGAACGUAUUAUGUAUAUAUUGUAAAAUACUACUAAAGUCUGAAACGCCAUAUCAUUAAAGUUUGUGGGACCACUUCAGAGGUAACCAAGGAAAAAUAAAUCGCAUGUGGGAUGUGGCCUAGCAGUGAGAUUAAGAAAUAAUAUACUUGGUACACAUAUAGCACAAUCCAGUACAUGCCCAUUCAGAAAUAAACCCAUUGAGUUUUAGUCAGUUUACUCCCAGAUAAGUGAGUGCAGGAUUGCAGUCCUGAAAUGGUUUGAACGGCACUGAUUUCAAAGUGACUUUUCCCCAUUUAUAGGCGGACCUUUAGUACAUUUACUGAGAAGUAAAUUCUGCUGAGUUCAGUGAUUCUUACUUCCCUGUAAAUGGGCCUAGGAUUACAGCCUUUACUCUCCCCUUUCAAUGCAUAUUUGUAGACCAUAUGGGAAUUUUAACGCAGGGCGCUUAACCAUUUCUGCUACUUACUAUUAUUAUUUGUAUAUGACAUCAGAAAACCGGUUAACAGCCGAGUCCUCUGCAUGCUUACUCGGGAGAAAACCCUACAGCGUUCAGCGGUGUUCAUUCCGCAGUGAGGCUGCAAUCCUGCCGACACUCAUGGGAAGAACGCGCCGCUAAAUCGAGGGGCAUUUUGUUGCAGAGUAAACCACCUGCUGCUGCUGCAACAACACAGCGGGCCGCGCGCGUGCAUGCAUGCAUGCUUCCUCCAAGGAAAGCACCCGACGUUAAUUGGCGCUUGUUGCGAAGUAAGCGCUCCUAGGCUUGCAAAGCUCGCUCCACGAGACCCGCACAGCUGUGGCGAGUGACUCUCGUUUGGGUCUCCCGGGAGAGGAGGCGGCCCGCCCAGCGGGCUAUUUAAGCCUCGUCCGUGAUGAGCGCAGCCCGGGGCAAUGGCCGCUUUGGUGGACGACGCCAUGGAGAGCUACUCGUCGUACCCUUCCUACAACCCUUACUCCUACCGCUACCCGAGAGGCAAAGGCGGGCAGGGUCCUUGGAGGCAGCGGGGCGGCUACUUCUCCGGUUAUGGCGAGACGGCGGCGGUGGCGGCCGCGGCGGCCGAGUACUUCGACAACUACCAGCGGGCGCAGCUGAAAGCCAUCCUGUCCCAGGUGAACCCCAACCUGACUCCCCGCCUGCGCAAGGCCAACACCAAGGAGGUGGGCGUGCAAGUCAACCCGCGCCAGGACGCCUCGGUGCAGUGCUCGCUCGGGCCGCGGCCGCUCUUCUUGCGCCGCCGCGCCGUCGAGCAGGAGCAAGGCAGCCCCGUCAGCGGCGGCUGCCGCUCCGUGCGCUUCCCCAGGACCAUCGCCGUCUACUCGCCCGUGGCUCCGCGGCGCCUCACCACCUUCCUGGAGGAAGCCGAGCCGCCCGACGGCCCCGCCGCGGCCUCGACGACGCCGAAAGCCGACGAGGCGCGCGCCGGCGGGGAGAAGGCUGAGGGCCCCGCCGACCUGCAAGAGGAGCAGCGGCCGCCGCGCCCCAAGGCCGAGAGCAAGGAGGGCUCGGGCCCAGCACCCGAGGGCGGCCUGGAACAGCCGGAGAAGCCUCGGGAGGACGGCGAGGGGGCGCCGCCCCAGCCAGAGGAGAAGCGGGGAGACGAGGCCGCGGAGAAGCCCUCGGAGGGGCCUCGAGAGGAAAGCAAGGCCCGCGUGCGCUUCCAGUUCCUAGAGCAGAAGUAUGGCUAUUACCACUGCAAGGACUGCAACAUCCGCUGGGAGAGUGCCUAUGUAUGGUGUGUGCAGGGCACAAACAAGGUUUAUUUUAGGCAGUUCUGCCGAACCUGCCAGAAAUCCUACAAUCCCUACCGUGUGGAGGAUAUCACCUGCCAAAGUUGCAAGCAGACACGGUGCGUCUGUCCUGUGAAAUUGCGCCAUGUAGAUCCCAAGAGACCCCACCGUCAGGAUCUCUGUGGAAGGUGCAAAGGCAAACGUCUCUCUUGUGAUAGUACAUUUAGUUUUAAAUAUAUUAUUUGAGCAGGAUAGUAGCGAAAGAAUCCUUAAUACAAAUUUGCGAUGACGCAGAUAUUUUGUUUGGAAACAGCAGGCUGCAGCAGUGGGAAGCCUGCCAAUGAAGCUGUAGUAAAGCAAUUGUGAAUCCUAAUGCAACCUAAUGUCCACUUCAUUUUUUGUAAUUGUAUUAAGGGGGAGGGACUCUGCCUGGCAUACUGUGACUCAGCUAGAUUUUUUUGGAGAGAAGACUUGAAAAGCAAGUUCAGCAAAAAGAGGGUGGUGUUGCUGGUGAUGGGAGAGCCUUAUUUAAACCUUCCUACCCAUCUGUGUGGAGGAAUGUGUACCAGGCUUUUCCUUGUUACCCUCUUGCUAUGAAAUGCUUCUAUGUAGAACCUAAUGCACACUUAAGUGGCCCCAAACUGGGAAAUGUAAUUGUAUGUAUGAGUUUCACGUUGACAAUUGCUCUGUACAGGGCAGGUAAAGUUAUGGGAAAUAGUUAAAAUUUCUGGAUAAUCAAAUAUAUAACUGAUAUGAAAAGGGGUGGAAUAGCAGUGAAUUGUUUAAUGCUAGAAGUAGGAGGCAGUGACGUAUAGUCCUUUAGAUUUCUUCAACUGAGAUGUACUUGAAUGGUGCUGGGUAAAAACUAGACAAUUGUUCUGGAUCUAAGUUGUAUGCAUAACUGAAUAUUGAUAGGUACAGUGGGUACACUAUUUGGUACAAUGAGAGAACUAUUUCCAACCAAUGCCAGUUUAAGUUUGUAGGUGAGUGGCAGGAUAUGUCUAAUGGCUGGCCAUCAUCCAAAAUUGAGAGAUUAAGAUUCUGUGUCUUGAGCCAAGACAGUGAAUGGCAUGCUUCUAAACGUUACCUACAACUUUCAUGAUGAGGCGCUAUCUGAGUGAAUGUAUAAAUAAAGGGAUUGUGAUGCUUCA
Messenger RNA from Podarcis muralis (Common wall lizard), 3281 nucleotides. It is a transcript of the gene ZAR1, whose product is annotated as zygote arrest 1. Gene Ontology annotation, biological process: translation. Gene Ontology annotation, cellular component: cytoplasm. The record is from RefSeq and is a predicted model, not a curated record. NCBI's taxonomy places the organism in Eukaryota, Metazoa, Chordata, Lepidosauria, Squamata, Lacertidae.